This is a messenger RNA of Trichoplax adhaerens, 330 nucleotides long. RefSeq lists its product as uncharacterized. The transcript has a single exon. Lineage: Eukaryota; Metazoa; Placozoa; Uniplacotomia; Trichoplacea; Trichoplacidae. The annotation marks the transcript as partial. The record is from RefSeq and is a predicted model, not a curated record.
GUUUAUCUAGAUGAUAUCGUCGUGUACGACACCACUUGGGAAGACCAUCUUAGGCAUCUGAAGACAGUGUUUCAAAUCCUGGAGGCAGCAAACCUAACGCUACAGCCAGCAAAAUGCACCUUUGCGAAAGGGACAGUAACCUAUUUAGGACACCAAAUUGGUUCCGGGGUGGUACAACCUAAGAAAUUAAAGAUGGAAACUAUAGAAAGGUUUCCUCAACCUAAGACGAAGAGAGAGGUACGAGCUUUUCUCGGCCUGACAGGGUAUUAUCGAAGGUUCAUACCUAACUAUGUCAUGAUUACGGACCCACUGACUCGCCUGAUCUGCAAG